Messenger RNA from Cervus elaphus (red deer), 1965 nucleotides. RefSeq names its product glutathione S-transferase A4-like. Gene Ontology annotation, molecular function: glutathione transferase activity. NCBI's taxonomy places the organism in Eukaryota, Metazoa, Chordata, Mammalia, Artiodactyla, Cervidae. The record is from RefSeq and is a predicted model, not a curated record. Gene Ontology annotation, biological process: glutathione metabolic process; xenobiotic metabolic process.
UAUCACUACUUGUUUAUUAUUCCUGAAUAUGUUAUCGAUGGUCGUAUUUCCAAAGUAAUUCUAAUGUGCUUCUUUAUAUGGGCAGUUUGUUCACAUGGUUUAACACCCAGGCAAUAUGAGGUUACAGUGAAAUCCACUUCCUGUUUCCUCCCCUGUCCAUUCCUCCCCUGCCUGUGCCCAUUAUGAGUAACCACUGUGCUUGGCGUCUUUACAUGUUUAUACACAAGUGCAAACUCCAUUCUUGUUUUCUUUGUUUGUGCACACUAUUCCGCAUCCUGCUUUUUUUCUCUUCAUAGCUUAUCCUCUUAAGCCACUGCGUGCUGUGUUAAGUCACUUCAUUCUGGUCUCUUUGUGACCAUGUGGACCAUAGUCCACAAGGCUCCUCUGUCCAUGGGAUUCUCCAGGCAAGAAUAGUGGAGUACAUUGCCAUUUUCUCCUCUAGGAGAUCUUCUCAGGAAUUGAAUCUCAUUUUCUUAAUGUCUCCUGGCAUUGUCAGGCAGGUUCUUUACCACUAGUGCCACCUGGGAAGCCCUCUUAAGCCUCUACUUAUGGCCGUUGGGUUGUGUCCAGUCUUCUGCUUUGAAAAACAGUGCUAAGCCCCCCUCCCCCUGCAAAAAAAAAAAUAAGACCACUAACAGUAAAAGAAAAUAAGAAUUGAGCCUUGUCAAGAUAUUUACUUUUGAUUAAAGUUUGACUUCCCUGGUGGUGAGGUAGAUAAGAAUCUGCCUGCCAUUGCAGGGGACAUGGGUUCAGUCCCUGAGCUGGGAAGGUCCCACAUGCUGUGGAGCAGCUUAGCUUGUGCUGCACAACUACUGAAGUCCACACACCACAACAGGAGAAGCCACAGCAGUGAGAAGCCCAUGCCCCACAACAAAGAGCAGCCCUCACUGAUCAGAGAUCAACACAGAGUAGUGCUGUCUGCAGUGAUCUCAUGGAGUCUUAACCACUGGACCGCCAGUGAAGUCCCGUUAACUCUACUUUACAUAUUUGAGGGCAAUGGAAAAAAAAAAAUUCUGCUUCAAACAAGUACUGUUCCCCAGAGAGAAGAGCCAGGAAGAGACAAGAAAGCCAGCAGUCAUGGCGGCCAAACCAAAGCUCUGGUACUUCUGUGGCCGAGGCAGGAUGGAUAUCCGCUGGCUGCUGGCUGCAGCUGGUGUGGAGUUUGAAGAAGAAUUUCUUGAAACAAGAGAACAACAUGAGAAGUUGCAGAAGGACGGACGCCUGCUUUUCGGCCAGGUGCCUCUAGUUGAAAUUGAUGGAAUGGAGCUGACACAGACAAGAGCCAUCCUCAGCUACCUUGCUACCAAGUACAACUUGCAUGGGAAGGACCCGAAGGAGACAGUCAGGAUCGACAUGUACGCCGAGGGCACCCUGGACCUCAUGAUGAUGGUGGCGCUGGCUGCGUUCAAACCCCCGGAGGGAAAAGAGGAGAGCCUGGCUUUAGUCGUGAAGAAAGCCAAAACCCAGCACUUCCCGGUCUUUGAAAAGAUUUUGAAAGACCACGGAGAGGAUUUUCUCGUUGGCAACAAAUUCCGCUGGGCAGACAUACAGCUCCUGGAAGCUAUUUUAAUGGUGGAAGAACUUGAUGCUUCUGUUCUUUCCGACUUCCCUCUGCUAAAGGAAUUUAAGACAAGAAUCAGCAACAUUCCUACCAUUAAGAAGUUCCUGCAGCCUGGGAGUCAGAGAAAGCCGCCCCCGGAUAGCCACUAUGUUGAGGUUGUCAGGAAUGUCUUGCAGUUCUAAAGGCAGCAGUCUUAGGAUGGCAGAGUAAUGAACCAAUUACAGCAUUGGCUCCUGUCACCAAGCAAAGCAAAUGGUGCAGAUUCUAGGAGUAAUCAAGUAAUCAAAGUGUAGAUUCUAAGAGUAAUGUGUCCGAAAAGAACAAAACCAUAUUGCCAUCAGCAGCAAAUGCCAAGUAAAUGCAAUUAAAAAAAAAAAAAGACAAACAAACAAACAAAAAAACAA